GGCGGCCGCGCGGAGUCGGGCGAGCCUGGAGCGGCGCCGCGCCGCCGGGCGCCAUGCCCAAGCUGCAGGGCUUUGAGUUCUGGCGCCGCACGCUGCGGGGCGCGCGGCACGUGCUGGCCCCCAUGGUGGACCAGAGCGAGCUGGCCUGGAGGCUGCUGAGCCGCCGCCACGGGGUGCACCUGUGCUACACCCCGAUGCUGCACGCGCAGGUCUUCGUGCGCGACGCCAACUACCGCAGGGAAAACCUGUACUGCGAGGUGUGCCCAGAGGAUCGGCCGCUCAUCGUGCAGUUCUGUGCCAACGACCCUGAGGUCUUCGUCCAGGCGGCCCUGCUGGCCCAGGACUAUUGCGAUGCCAUCGACCUGAACCUGGGCUGUCCACAGAUGAUAGCCAAGCGAGGUCACUACGGCGCCUUCCUGCAGGAGGAGUGGGACCUGCUGCAGAGGAUGAUUGUACUAGCCCACGAGAAGCUCUCUGUGCCCGUGACCUGUAAGAUCCGGGUCUUCCCUGAGGUCGACAAGACCGUGCGCUACGCCCAGAUGCUGGAGAAGGCUGGCUGCCAGCUGCUGACCGUGCAUGGGCGUACCAAGGAGCAGAAGGGUCCCCUGUCGGGGGCGGCGUCCUGGGAGCACAUCCGGGCUGUGAGGGAGGCCGUGACCAUCCCCGUGUUUGCCAAUGGCAACAUCCAGUACCUGCAGGACGUGGAGCGCUGCCUCCGGGACACGGGCGUGCAGGGCGUCAUGAGCGCAGAGGGCAACUUGCACAACCCUGCCCUGUUUGAGGGCCGGAACCCUGCCGUGUGGGAGCUGGUGGAAGAGUACCUGGACCUCGUGCGGCAGCACCCUUGCCCGCUGUCCUACGUCCGAGCCCACCUCUUCAAGCUGUGGCACCACACGCUGCAGGUCCACCAGGAGCUGCGUGAGGAGCUGGCCAAAGUGAAGACACUGGAGGGCAUUGCUGCUGUGAGCCAGGAGCUGAAGCUGCGGUGCCAGGAGGACAUGGCGCGGCAGGAGGCGGGCACCCAGCCGGCAGGGGACCUGCCUUUCUCCCACUGGAUCUGCCAGCCCUACGUGCGGCCGGGGCCCCGGGACGAGAGCACGGGUCCCGGCACCCGUAGCAAGCGGGCCCUGGAGGAGGAGGAGGGCGGCUUGGACAGUCUGUCCAAGAACAAGCAGAAGAAGCGGCUGAAGAACCCCCACAAGAGCUUCGACCCCUCCCUCAAGCCAAAGUAUGCCAAGUGUGACCAGUGUGGGAAUCCAAAGGGCAGCAGGUGUGUGUUCAACCUGUGCCGCAGCUGCUGCAAGAAGCGAGCCUUCAGAGAGACCGCGGACUGCCCAGGUCACGGUUUGCUUUUUAAGACCAAACUGGAGAAGUCUCUGGUCUGGAAAGGGGCCCAGCCUGGACUGCAGGAUCCUCCGCAGGCAGGGCCCGGGGCCCCCGGGGGCCUCUCUCAAGUCGUGGGCAGUGCCCUGGCCUGAGGGCCCUAUGGGCCCGGCCCUGCCCCGCUGCCGACACCUGGCCGCACCUCCUGCCCUGAGACCCGGGACAGGCUGGCGGGGCCUGCCGGUGCUGCACCACGGACGGAGCCCAGGCUGGACCUGCCCUGUCCCCAUGUUUUCAAGCAAACAAUAAAUGAGUUUAAAGACCU
Messenger RNA from Ochotona curzoniae (black-lipped pika), 1648 nucleotides. RefSeq names its product dihydrouridine synthase 1 like (gene DUS1L). Bases 54 to 1478 code for a protein of 474 amino acids. The record is from RefSeq and is a predicted model, not a curated record. Gene Ontology annotation, biological process: tRNA processing. Lineage: Eukaryota; Metazoa; Chordata; Mammalia; Lagomorpha; Ochotonidae. The transcript is spliced from 13 exons. Gene Ontology annotation, molecular function: tRNA dihydrouridine synthase activity; flavin adenine dinucleotide binding.